This is a messenger RNA of Quercus lobata, 2256 nucleotides long. RefSeq lists its product as uncharacterized. Lineage: Eukaryota; Viridiplantae; Streptophyta; Magnoliopsida; Fagales; Fagaceae. The record is from RefSeq and is a predicted model, not a curated record. The transcript has 4 exons. Gene Ontology annotation, molecular function: zinc ion binding. Bases 1 to 2094 code for a protein of 697 amino acids.
AUGGACGAAUUGAAUUUGAACUCUGCUUGGUAUGACAUCAAGAUUAUUUAUCGUUACUCACAAGAAGUCCUACAUGAAUGGAUAAAUUACGGGUAUAUGGCGAUUAAAGAAGACAAACAUGUGAAGAUGAUGUUUAAUAGGAUCCAGAAAAUGCCCCAAGUAAAUGCUGCUGAGUUGUACAUAAGUUUAGAGCUGCUUGCGGAAGUUGAUACUGAGAUGGUGCAACAAACAACUACGUCUUUACAAUUUACAGCCCUUGAUGAUGGAUGCACUGCAAUGGGAGGGUAUACAAUGGGAGAUUAUAUGCUCCCAUCUCAAGAUCAUAUUGUAAAUACUGGUGAAACCCUCCAUUGUCAAGAGACACAUUUAGAGGAGGAUGACGAAGACGAAGACUAUGUUGAAGACGAAGACGAAGACGAAGACGAAGAUCAUGCUACGAAUGAUGGUGAAAGUAUUGAUGGUGUGGAUGAGUACGAAGAGAGGAUUGAACGAGGUGACCUUGAGAACGAUGUGGAUGACCAUGAAGUCGUUCCCCAUUUUGAAGAGGAAAAUAUGGAGUUCUAUGAUGAAGGUGAUGCAGACGAUGAUAUUGGCAUCCAGCGUGAUACAAAUACGACCACUGGCUACAGACCUCCUGCCGACUCAUUCUACGCAAAUACUUGGGAAAAUAUGUUUGAUCCUUCACGUCUAUUAGAACCAUUUGUUUGUACUUGGCAAGAUGGGAUGCAUUUUUGUAAAGGGUUGACUUUUACAAAUAAAUCGGCGGUGAAACGUGCAUUAACAAUAUACGCAGCAAAUGAUAAUAGAAAUUUUAUAACCCGGAGGUCGAGCACCACAAAAUUGUGCGUCGCAUGCGUUAAUGACAACUGCAAGUGGCCAGUGAUCAGUAUUGAUGGGACUCAUUUGUAUGGUAAAUACAAAGGGGUGUUGAUGAUUGCAAUGGCAACUGAUGCUAACCAAAAGGUUUUGCCUCUCGCCUUUGCUGUUGUAGACAGGGAGUCAAGGCCUAGUUGGGGUAUCAGAUGCGCCAUUCGAGAGUGGCCUAUAGGUGAGGACAGAAGGGAACAAGUAUAUCAUCGAUAUUGCCUUCGACAUGUUGCUAGCAACUUCAACACAAAAUUUAAGGACCCGACUUUAAAGGCAUUGGCCUUGAAAGCUGGAUAUGCGACUCAUGAAGCAAAAUUCACGUCCAUAAUGCAAACCAUUAAGGAGACCGAGAUUAAUUUACUGAGGGGUGUAGACCCUACUAAUCGCCACAUCCUACUCUAUAUGCCUUACACAUAUCUAAUGAGUGAGGAUGUUGACAAAUGGACCCAGUCACAGGAUGGUGGAAGACGUUACGGGGCAAUGACAACCAAUAUCUCUGAGUGUUUUAAUGGGGUACUUAAAGGUGCCCGCGGUUUGCCCAUUGCUGCAAUGGUUGAGUUCACAUGGUCCAAACUUGUUGCAUAUUUCUACGAUCGACAUGAAAAAAUUCUUUCUGAUCUCUCUCAAGGUAAGGUGUGGAGUGAUUAUGUAAUGAAGAUCUAUAACAAAAAUGAGCAGAAAACUGCAGGACACACUCUGAGGAAUUUUAAUCAUGAAAUUGGUGUAUAUCAAGUGGUUACCCCGUAUAACGACCAUAGAGGUGGAGGGGGAAACCACAGUCAUGAAGUGCACGUAAUUGAGCAAACAUGUGGUUGUGGAAAGUGGCAAAACUUGAAGAUCCCUUAUUCACAUGCAAUUAAAGUUCUUAAAGGUCUGCACCUCGAUGCGACCAGCUAUAUUGACCCAUGUUACAGUUUGAACAACGCCAUUCAGACAUAUUCACAUCAUUUUGUGGUGCCAAAAUCAGAGUCAUUGUGGAGGGAUGUUUGCGGACCACGGUGGGUGCCUGACCCACAGCUGUUGCGGGGCAAAGGUCGUCCUGUGAAGUCAAGAUUAAGGAAUGAAAUGGAUGGGAUACGACGAGAAUGGGGAAGCCGGAGGGAAGAUCCGGACUUGAGGGAGAUUCAACCAAGGCAACGAUGUGGAGUGUGUCAUCAAGAGGGGCAUAACCGCAGAUGUUGUCCCAAUUCCCAUGGGGCUUCGACAAGUGGUAGUGCUGCAAACUAGGCGAGUGGAGACUGGAUUUUUGAAUGGCAUUGUACGUGGGACUUGUGGUUAUGUUCGGUAUGGACAAGUGCAGCAAAUUCUAUGUAGACUAUGUUGUAUCAGUAUGGAAAAGUUAUAGGUGACUAUGUAGAGUAUGUUGUAUCAGUAUGGACAAGUGUUAGA